Messenger RNA from Salvelinus namaycush (lake trout), 9541 nucleotides. Its product is annotated as phospholipid-transporting ATPase ABCA1-like. NCBI's taxonomy places the organism in Eukaryota, Metazoa, Chordata, Actinopteri, Salmoniformes, Salmonidae. The record is from RefSeq and is a predicted model, not a curated record. The transcript has 47 exons. Bases 452 to 7303 code for a protein of 2283 amino acids. Gene Ontology annotation, molecular function: ABC-type transporter activity; ATP hydrolysis activity; lipid carrier activity. Gene Ontology annotation, biological process: transmembrane transport; lipid transport. Gene Ontology annotation, cellular component: intracellular membrane-bounded organelle; membrane.
GUGUGUCUGCAGAUGCGGAGCUCAAGAGUUGUAGGAAAGGUCCCUGAGUCUCACUCCUGUGUUGUCACUGUGUUGUCACUGUGCUCUGCAGUCGGGAGCUGGACGGCUGUAGGAAAAGUCCCUGAGUCUCACUGUGUUGUCACUGUGCUCUGCAGUCGGGAGCUGGACGGCUGUAGGAAAGGUCCCUGAGUCUCACUGUGUUGUCACUGUGCUCUGCAGUCGGGAGCUGGACGGCUGUAGGAAAGGUCCCUGAGUCUCACUGUGUUGUCACUGUGCUCUGCAGUCGGGAGCUGGACGGCUGUAGGAAAGGUCCCUGAGUCUCACUGUGUUGUCACUGUGCUCUGCAGUCGGGAGCUGGACGGCUGUAGGAAAGGUCCCUGAGUCUCACUGUGUUGUCACUGUGCUCUGCAGUUGGGAGUUGGACGGCUGUAGGAUAGGUCCCUGAGGCGAGAUGGCCAUCUCUACUCAACUGGGCUUACUGCUGUGGAAGAACUUCACCUACAGACGGAGACAGACACUCCAGCUAGUUAUCGAGAUAAUAUGGCCGCUCUUCAUCUUCUUCAUCCUCAUAUCUGUGAGGAUGCAUUACCCGCCCUACGAGCAACAUGAAUGCCAUUUCCCUAACAAGGCCAUGCCCUCGGCGGGCACCUUGCCCUGGGUGCAAGGGAUCAUCUGUAACGCCAACAACCCCUGCUUCCGCCACCCCACACCAGGAGAGACCCCAGGGCUGGUGGGCAACUUCAACGAUUCUAUAAUCUCCCGCCUGUUCAUCGAUGCCAAGAAGAUCCUCCUCUACAGCCAGAAUGACAAGAGCUUCGAGGGCUACAAAGUUCUGGUGCGGGCUCUGAGGAAACUACAGAGCAACACGGCAGGUUUCAAGCUGAAGGACUUUCUCCGCGAUAAGGAGACCUUAUCGUCGUUCCUGCAUCGCAACGCCUCCCUAUCCCAUCAUGCCGUCCAGCAGAUUGUAGAGGCUGACCUCAACCUAGAGAAGGUCCUGAUUGGAGGUUUCGGCGUCCAUCUUAGAGAUAUGUGUAACACCACUUCUCUGGAGGAGUUUGUGACCAUCUCCGACAAUAAUGUGUCACGGCUCACUCAAGACAUCAUCUGCAAGGCCUCCCCUGAUUGGCUGAACAAGGCCCAGGACCACUUCCUGUCCAACCUGGACUUCCUAAAACCCAUACGGAAGGAUGUGAAGUCCGACCCUGAGGUCGUCCAGAAGGUAUCCGUGGCAACCGACGGUCUGCUAGAGAGCUUGGGAGCGCUGGCUGUAGAGCUGGCCAGUAUGAAGAGUUGGAAGGAGAUGCGUAACGAGAUCCAUUACCUGACGGCCAACGCCACAGGCUCCCCCAGCCACAUGUACCAGGCCGUGUCCCGUAUCGUCUGUGGCCACCCCGAGGGCGGUGGACUGAAGAUCAAGUCCCUCAACUGGUACGAGGACAACAACUACAAGGCCCUGUUCGGUAACCAUGGCGGCAACGGCAGCGACGACGAACCCGUGUCCGCCUACGACAACACCUCAACUCCGUACUGUAACAGCAUGAUGAGGAGUCUGGAAGCUAGCCCCAUCUCCAGGAUGAUCUGGAGGGCCCUGAAGCCUCUCCUCAUGGGAAAGAUCCUCUACACCCCCGACACUCCCGCCACACAGAGGAUCAUACACGAGAUGAACAAGACGUUCCAGGAGCUGGGUAUCCUGAGGGACCUGGGUGGGAUGUGGGAGGAGAUGAGGCCUAAAGUCUGGACCUUCAUGGAGAGCAGUGAGGAGAUGGACCUGGUUCGGACACUGCUUCAGAACAACGCCAGCGCCCGCUUCUUUAACGACCGUCUGGCUGGCACAGAGUGGAAGGCGGAGGACGUGUCCCGCUUCCUGACCAAGACUGCGGAGGACAAACGCCCCGCCGGCUCGGCCUACACCUGGAGAGAGGUGUUCAACGAGACCGACGACGCUAUCAAGACCAUCUCCCGCUUUAUGGAGUGUGUGAACCUGGAUAAACUAGAGCCAGUGGCCAAUGAGGAAAGACUGGUCAACAAAUCCAUGGGUCUCCUAGACAACCAGAAGUUCUGGGCUGGGAUAGUGUUCCCGGACAUCGCCCGUAGCAACAGUUCUGACCUGCCGGGUAACGUCAACUACAAGAUCCGCAUGGACAUUGACAAUGUGGAGCGCACCAACAAGAUCAAGGACGGUUACUGGGACCCUGGUCCCCGGGCCGACCCCUUUGAGGACCUGCGCUACAUCUGGGGUGGUUUCUCCUACCUGCAGGACGUUAUAGAACAGGGCAUCGUCAGGGCGGUGACGGGCAGUAAGGAGAAGACUGGAGUCUACAUCCAACAGAUGCCUUACCCCUGCUACGUAGACGACAUGUUCCUGCGGGUGAUGAGUCGCUCCAUGCCUCUCUUCAUGACCCUGGCCUGGAUGUACUCUGUGGCCCUCAUCAUCAAGGGCGUGGUCUAUGAGAAGGAGGCGCGGCUCAAAGAGACCAUGAGGAUCAUGGGAUUGGACAACGGCAUCCUGUGGCUCAGCUGGUUCAUCAGCAGCCUCAUCCCCCUGCUCAUCUCCGCCUCGCUGCUGGUGGUCAUACUCAAGAUGGGGAACCUGCUUCCCUACAGCGACCCUUGCGUGGUCUUCCUGUUUCUGGCUUCCUUUGCUGUGGUAACCAUCAUGCAGUGCUUCCUCAUCAGUACCAUCUUCUCCCGUGCCAACCUGGCGGCGGCCUGCGGAGGAAUCAUCUACUUCACCCUCUACCUGCCCUAUGUCCUCUGUGUAGCCUGGCAGGACUACGUGGGUUUCGGGGCUAAAGUCAUUGUGAGCCUGUUGUCCCCGGUGGCGUUUGGGUUCGGCUGUGAGUACUUUGCCCUGUUUGAGGAGCAGGGAGUGGGAAUCCAAUGGUCCAACCUGUUGUCCAGCCCCUUGGAGGAGGACAGCUACUCCCUCACCACCUCCAUCUGUCUCAUGCUGUUUGACUCCUUCCUCUACGGGGUCAUGACCUGGUACAUCGAGGCUGUCUUCCCUGGCCAGUAUGGGAUCCCCAGACCCUGGUACUUCCCCUUCACCAAGUCCUACUGGUGUGGAGAGAAACAAGGGAAGAAUAUGCAAGAAAGAAAGGAAGGAAACGCAGAAGCUGUGUGCAUCGAAGAGGAGCCGUCUCACAUCGAGCCUGGUGUUUACAUCAAGAACCUAGUGAAGGUAUAUAGCCAUGGCAACAAGCUGGCUGUAGACGGGUUGACCCUGGGUUUCUACGAGGGGCAGAUCACCUCCUUCCUGGGGCACAACGGAGCCGGCAAGACCACUACCAUGUCCAUCCUGACGGGUCUGUUCCCGCCCACCUCUGGCACCGCCUACAUCCUGGGCAAGGACAUCCGCUCGGAGCUCAGCGCCAUCCGACAGAACCUGGGCGUCUGCCCUCAGCACAACGUUCUCUUCAGCAUGCUGACGGUGGAGGAGCACAUCUGGUUCUAUGCCCGUCUGAAGGGUCUGUCUGAGGAGAAGGUGAAGGCUGAGAUGGAGCAGAUCGUCAACGACAUCGGCCUGCCUCACAAACGCCAGUGUCGUAGCAACACGCUGUCCGGGGGCAUGCAGAGGAAACUGUCAGUGGCGUUGGCGUUCGUUGGAGGGUCAAAGGUCGUGAUCCUGGAUGAACCCACUGCUGGAGUCGACCCCUACGCACGCCGGGGCAUUUGGGACCUGCUUCUGAAGUAUCGUGCAGGCCGCACCAUCAUCCUCUCAACUCACCACAUGGACGAGGCGGACAUCUUGGGCGACCGCAUCGCCAUCAUCUCCCACGGCAAGCUGUGCUGCGUGGGCUCCUCCCUGUUCCUGAAGACCCAGCUGGGGACGGGGUACUACCUGACCCUGGUGAAGAGAGACUUCGACCUGACCCUCAGCUCCUGUAGGAACUCCUCCAGCAGCAGCUCUGUCUCCUACAGCAAGAAGGUGGGCCUCCCUCAGCCGCAACCUCAGGCCCUCACAGUCCUAAAGGGGGACAGUGUUUCUGAGAGCAGCUCUGAUGCUGGACUGGGUAGUGAACCUGAGAGUGAAGCCACCACUAUUGACGUAACCAUGAUCUCCAAUGUGAUCUUCAAGCACGUCCCCGCUGCCAGGCUGGUUGAGGACCUGGGCCAUGAACUCACCUACGUUCUGCCCUACAAGGCGGCCAAAGGCGGAGCCUUCGUGGAACUCUUCCACGAGAUCGACGACCGCCUGUCUGACCUCGGCAUCUCCAGCUACGGCAUCUCAGACACCACCCUGGAAGAGAUUUUCCUGAAAGUAGCAGAGGACAGUGGAGUGGACGCUGCUGAACUUCCCAAAUCUGAUGGCACCAUCCCGGCUCGUAGGCACCGCAGACACGCAUUCGGAGACCACCAGAGCUGUCUGAAACCCUUCACCGAGGACGACGCUUUCGACUUCAACGACUCAGAAGGUGACCCAGAAUCUCGUGAGACGGACUGGCUGGGAGGCUCGGAUGGUAAAGGCUCGUACCAGGUCAAAGGCUGGCGUCUGAUUAGACAGCAGUUUGUGGCGUUGAUAUGGAAACGCUUCCUGUAUGCCCGGCGCUCCAGGAAAGGCUUCUUCGCUCAGAUCGUGCUUCCUGCUGUGUUUGUGUGCAUCGCCCUCGUCUUCAGUCUCAUCGUCCCUCCGUUUGGAAAGUACCCCAGUCUAGAGCUGGAGCCUGGCAUGUAUGAAGAACAGUUCACCUUCAUCAGCAACGACGCCCCUGAGGAUGCAGACACUAACAAGCUGUUGGGUGCCCUGACAAACUAUGAUGGCUUUGGUUCACGCUGUAACUCACCUCAUGCUCCUUGCAACACGUUGGAUGAUGAGUGGGCCGCUCCUGAGGUACCGGAGAGUGUGAGGGACAUCUUUAUGAAUGGCAACUGGAGUAUGGAAAACCCCUCUCCUCUGUGUGAGUGCAGCUGUGAAGGACGCAAGAAGAUGCUACCUGAAUGCCCAGCGGGAGCUGGUGGUCUGCCUCCUCCACAGGUGAAAAUCAGUGACAAAGGUACCCUGCAAAAUCUGACUGGCAGAAAUAUCUCAGAUUACCUGGUCAAAACCUAUGCUCAGAUUAUCGGGAAAAGUUUGAAGAACAAAAUCUCGGUCAAUGAAUUCAGAUAUGGUGGAUUCUCAUUGGGCGCUAGGAACACUCAGCUCCUCCCACCAGGUGAUGAUAUUGAUCAGGCCAUCUCUGAGAUCAGACGACGCUUCCACCUGGAAAGAGGGACUGCUGCUGACCGUUUCCUUGCCAGCUUAUCCAGUUUUAUCCAGGGACUGGACACUAAGAACAACGUCAAGAUCUGGUUCAACAACAAGGGGUGGCACAGCAUCGGGUCUUUCCUGAACGUGAUGAACAACGGAAUCCUGCGCGCCAGCCUGCCCGCCGGCCAGGACUCCAGCAAGUAUGGCAUCCGUGCCUUCAACCACCCACUCAACCUCACCAAGGAGCAACUGUCCCAGGUCGCACUGAUGACCACCUCUGUGGACGUGCUGGUGUCCAUCUGCGUGAUCUUCGCCAUGUCUUUCGUCCCGGCCAGCUUCGUAGUCUUCCUCAUCCAGGAGAGAGUGAACAAGGCCAAACACAUGCAGUUCAUCAGUGGGGUGCAGCCCUUCCUCUAUUGGGUGUCAAACUUCAUCUGGGACAUGUGUAACUACAUCGUCCCUGCUACUCUGGUCAUUAUCAUCUUCAUCUGCUUCCAACAAGACGCCUACGUCUCCUCCACCAACCUGCCUGUACUGGCCCUGCUGCUGCUGCUCUAUGGGUGGUCCAUCACGCCCCUGAUGUACCCGGCGUCCUUCUUCUUUAAGAUCCCCAGCACGGCCUACGUGGUGCUCACCUCCGUCAACAUCCUCAUCGGCAUCAACGGCAGCGUCUCCACCUUCGUCCUCGAGCUCUUCGGCAGCAACGAGAUCGGCGGGAUCAACGACAUCCUGAAGAACGUGUUCCUGAUCUUCCCUCACUUCUGUCUGGGCCGAGGCCUCAUCGACAUGGUGAAGAACCAGGCCAUGGCCGACGCUCUGGAGAGAUUUGGUGAGAACCGGUUCCGUUCCCCUCUGGCGUGGGACAUGGUGGGCAAGAACCUGUUCGCCAUGGCUGUGCAGGGCGUGGUCUUCUUCACUAUCACCGUGCUCAUCCAAUACCGCUUCUGUAUCAAGGCCAGAUCUUUGCGCACCGACCAGAAACCUAUCGGUGAGGAGGAUGAAGACGUGGCCAGAGAGAGGCAAAGGAUUCUGGGAGGAGGGGGACAGUCUGACAUUCUGGAACUCAAGCAGCUGACCAAGGUGUACAAUAGAAAACAGAAACCAGCAGUGGAUCGUCUUUGUGUGGGAAUUCCUCCAGGAGAGUGUUUUGGUCUGCUUGGAGUCAACGGAGCAGGAAAGACGAGCACCUUCAAGAUGCUGACUGGAGACUCAAUAGUCACGAGUGGAGAAGCUUACCUGGCAGGAAAGAGUGUGUUGACGGAGAUAAACGAGGUGCACCAGAACAUGGGCUACUGCCCUCAGUUUGAUGCUAUCAACGACCUGCUGACUGGCAGGGAGCACCUUGAGUUCUACGCCAUCCUGAGGGGGGUUCCCGAGAAGGAAGUGUGUGAGGUUGCAGAGUGGGGCAUCCGUAAACUAGGCCUGAUCAAGUAUGUGGACAAGGCAGCAGGGAGCUACAGUGGAGGGAACAUGAGGAAACUCUCCACGGCCAUGGCACUGAUCGGUGGUCCCCCGGUGGUCUUCCUGGACGAGCCCACCACUGGUAUGGACCCAAAGGCCAGACGGGCUCUGUGGAACUGCAUUCUCAGUAUCGUCAAGGAGGGGCGAUCGGUGGUUCUCACCUCGCACAGUAUGGAGGAGUGUGAGGCCCUGUGUACGCGGAUGGCCAUCAUGGUCAAUGGGAGGUUCCGCUGCCUGGGCAGCGUACAGCACUUAAAGAACAGAUUUGGGGAUGGCUACACCAUCAUCCUCCGGGUGGCAGGACCAGACCCGGACCUGAGGCCGGUGAUGGAGUUUAUUGAGAAGGAGCUUCCAGGAAGCACUCUGAAGGAGAAGCACAGGAACAUGCUGCAGUAUCAGCUGUCCUCCUCCAAAACCUCCCUGGCACGCAUCUUCAGCAUCCUGGCCAAGAACAAGGAGUGGUUGCACAUUGAGGACUACUCUGUUUCCCAGACAACACUAGAUCAAGUGUUUGUCAAUUUCGCCAAGGACCAAAGUGACGAGGACCACUUAAAAGACAUUUCCGUGCACAAGAGAGACGCGGUGGCAGUGGACAUUACUCAGCUCAAGUCUUUCCUCACAGACGAGAAGGCCAGGGAGAGCUGUGUGUGAAUCCAAGGCUGCACCUGAAGUGGAACUCUAUUCCCUACAUAGUGCGCUACCUUCGACCAAAGCCCUGGUCAAAAAAGUGCGCUAUGUAGGGUAUAGGGUGCCAUUUUGGACGCACCCUGUGUCUGUUCCUAUCCCUCUCCCAGAUUAACUGCUGAGGCCCCUGUAGAUGGGUCAUUCUGGAGAGGAGGGUUUUCUACUUUAUUGUAGUGUUCUUUUAAUUAUUUAUCAGUGGACUGCCCAGGGUUAGCGUUCUUUGUAGGGCGACACGAGAACGAGUGGCAGAAGUUCAACACUGAAACUCAAUGCAAAUCAAUGCAAAUCAAUGCAAAUCAAUAAAGAUGAUACAAUCCCAUGAAGUGUUCUCCGAGGAACAGCCUUGUGCCCCUCGCUAGCUAGAUUGAAAAGACUGAAAGACUUGAAUACACUUCAAAGUUGUACCCCAGGCAGAGCAUGAAGAGUACACAGUUUCUGUGUGCUCACUCGACCAGGAUCAGCGACACGCUCGACAAUGUAAAAAGAAGGAAGUUCCAAUCAACUGCCAACCGACAGUCAUUUUGAUUCAAAGUCUAUUUUCUCUCCCUCGCUUUGUUACCAUGAAAAGUACUUUUUUUUAUGAACUGGAAGAACAAGAACCAAUUCCAACGAUAGUCCAAUCCCAAAUAAAAUACAUUUUGAAUACAGCAUAUUGAUCAAUUUAGUUUUGCAUCUGAAAAAAUGGAACUUAAUGGUGUUUUGUUUAAAAAGAUUAAUGUUUUGUCGUUGUUGUCAUGACGCCCAGCACAGUGCCUGCAAUCGUGGUGGAGAUAAUGUUAACACUCCAAAAGAGAGGCCAUGGAAUGUUCUGGAAUGACAAAGCAAAAAGAUCGGAGCUUCUUUAGAACCCUGAAGGGAUGUCAGAGAGACCUUAUUGUCAGAUUACUGCUUUAAAUGUACUGUACUAUGGCAGUGAGGCGUCAAUUUCUGUACUUCUGUAUGUGAAUGUGCAGUCUGAUAAUGACAAAGGUUGUUUAUUAGCUAACAAUCAUCCGUCUGACAUUUGUGACAGGUUUUCUGAAGUGUGAGGAUGGAACUAAAUUUCAUGCUUUCUAACAGCGUAGAUAGGACCUGUACGGUAUGUGUGCAAAAGCAUAAUCCCUCUAAGACAGGCAUAAUGGACUAAAGAGAUGGGCUGUUGUUGUUGGACAACCUACUGGGUUUUCCCCCUCGGCAGGCUUCAAGAUUCUGUGUUUAAAAAGCGGUAUUACUAACAUGACCACGGGAGAAAUGUGACUGCGUAUUCAUUUUUUUCUUCAUCUUCAUUUAUAUAUGUAUUGUGAAGUCACAGGUUAACAGUGACAGGAGAACAGACGUUGAUGAGAUAUAUCUUCAAUAUAGAAUAUAUAUAUAUCUGAAUAUGUGUCGUUCAGUAAACACUGUCACCAGUGCCAAAACGUUGAGUCAACAUUGUGUUGAGGUUGAGUCGUGGGCGGGCGGCUUAUUUGUACACUUUUACUUGUCUUUUUCCUUGAACAGCUGACUUCCUGUAGUUCAGCCACCAUCUUUGGGGUUUUUCACCGAGCACGUGGCUACACAUGGAGGCUGGGUCUCACGUGUUGCUCACAAACGAUCCAAUCAUCAUUGUACUUUCUGUUGCAAUUGCCACGGUCCUUCUUGUGCAUUAUUAUUCCUGACCAUAACCCCAAAUGUACACCUCCCUCUUUUGUAACUCCCGGUGUUGUAUUUACUGACACACAACAAGUAUGCCAUAGUUACACCAGCAGUCUGCCAUAUUAACAUACAAACGUAGGGCCAAACAAACACGAUAAAAGGCAACAGUCGAACACCAGUCGAAUUGAGAGGGACCAGACCAAUAAAGUGCCACUGUUUUGGUUACGUUACGAUGAAUACUACGUUCAUGCGGACAGAAUAGCUGAUGACACAAAGAUGUGAUGUGGACGCCUCCUAGCACUUUAUAUAAGUUGUCUAUGUAAUCUAAUCUACACAGUACAGGAUUUACACUGGAAUAGCCCCAGAUUUCAGAAGACACACCUGAAACUACAAUGCAUUUUGUUUGUUCCAUGACAAAAAAGAAGGAAAAAAAACUAUUUGGAGGAGAAAGUGUCCAACAGUACCAUGGUAGUUAUUUUCUUGUGUUUGAAUAUUAUAUGUUUACAUUUGAAGUAUUAAAAAUGUUGUUUGUGUCUGUUAUUUGUUGUGUACAGUACUUAUUUACAUUAAUAAAAAUUGAUACAUUUUGAA